Molecule: messenger RNA, 789 nt
Organism: Seminavis robusta
Lineage: Eukaryota; Bacillariophyta; Bacillariophyceae; Naviculales; Naviculaceae
Source: the annotation of a GenBank genome assembly
AUGGGCCUACGAGCCACUCACAACCAUCAAUUAUCCGAUUAUCGAUUCGGGACAGCCGGGCUCAUCAUCUUUACCAUUUAUUGGCGGGAAUUGCUGGUGAACAUCUUACCCACUAGUUCGGUGGGAGUUGUAGUGGUCAUUGAAUCCACUUGCGGUGAUCUCUUCACGUACCAACUCGAUGGUGCAGUGCCAACAUAUCUUGGGCCACACGAUUUACACGACACUGCCUACGAUUUCCUCGAACAAAAGGCUCAACUCAUUGAUAUCAUGGAAACGGCCAAAAAGGAUGGCGGCACGUCCUACACGGGCUUGCCUCUGAAUGAGGAAUUCUGCGUGCAGUCCGUACGAAUCUACCCGUCCAGACUAAAGGACGAAGAGCAAUACGUAUCCAAUGAUCCCAUGAUCUUUGCAGUCUCGACGGCCAUGAUUUUUGUAUUCACUUCGCUUGUCUUUACCACAUACGACCUUUUGGUGGCCAGGAGGCAACGUUUAGUGAACAAUAUGGCAGUAGCGUCGACUUCCAUUGUUUCGAGUCUCUUUCCAGAGGAAGUGGCGCAAAAGCUGUACAAGGAACGCCAGCAGCAAGAGCAGCAAGAAAUCAAUCUCCGAAGCUUCCUAGUCACGUCCAAACCAAAUCAACCCGUUGCAAGCUCCAAACCUAUUGCUGAUCUGUACGAGGCCACAACAGUUCUGUUUGCAGACUUAGCUGGUUCACCAAAUGGAGUCUUUCAAAUGCUAGAGACACUGUAUGGCGCCUUUGAUGAAAUUGCCAAGCGACGUCGAGUGUAA